AAGAAUGACUGAGGCUUCCGGUAGCGCUAGCGUUAGCUCGGCUAGGUUAGCAUUCCCAGCGUAUUUACAAGUGUAGCCUUGUUUUCUAACAGUUGCCAUGAAUUAAUUAAGACUUUAAAUUAAGACACCUGAAACCCCGCUCCGUUAGGCGCCUCGGGUAACGUUAGACUGUACUGUCAUUGAUCCCGUCCGACCCGUCUGUUAGCCAUGUACGCCUCAGGGAAGUACAGCUCCCGGGGCCCUGCUCUUAUCCCGCGGAUGAAAACCAAGCACCGCAUAUAUUACAUCACGCUCUUCUCCGUGGUGCUGCUCGGGCUCAUCGCCACCGGCAUGUUUCAGUUCUGGCCCCACUCCAUCGAGUCGGCGGCUGACUGGACCCUUGAUAAACGCAGUGUUCACGACGCACCUCUGGUCCGCCUGUCGGUCUCCAGCCUGAUUCCGGAGAGGGGAGACCUCAGCUGUCGCAUGCACACCUGCUUUGACGUAUACAGAUGUGGCUACAAUCCUAAAAACAGAAUAAAGGUGUACAUCUACCCUCUGCAGAAGUUUGUGGACGAAUUGGGGGUCCCCAUCAGCAGCACUGGGCUGUCUCGAGAGUACAAUGACCUGCUCAGCGCCAUCUCCGACAGUGACUUUUACACUGAUGACGUUACCAGAGCUUGUCUUUUCAUUCCGUCUAUUGAUGUGCUCAACCAGAACUCCCUGCGUAUCAGGGAGACCGCCCAGGCUCUGGCAAUGCUGCCCAGAUGGGACAAAGGGAUGAAUCACCUACUUUUUAACAUGUUACCCGGAGGCCCUCCAGACUACAAUACUGCUUUGGAUGUGCCCAGAGACAGAGUGCUGCUGGCUGGAGGCGGGUUCUCUACAUGGACAUACAGACAAGGUUAUGAUGUCAGCAUUCCAGUUUACAGCCCCCUCUCUGCAGAUGUUGAGCUACCUGAGAGACAACCGGGUCCACGGCGCUACUUCAUUCUAUCUUCUCAAACGGCUAUCCACCGGGAGUACCGCGCUGAACUGGAGCGCUUGAAGGAAGAAAACGGAGAAGCACUGCUCCUCCUGGACAAGUGUAGCAACCUCUCUCAGGGGGCCGCCUCUGCACGAAAACGCUGCUUCAAGGGGCAGAUCUACGACUACCCACAGAUCCUGCAGGAGUCUUCAUUCUGUGUGGUUUUGCGGGGGGCGCGUUUGGGACAGGCUGCCCUCAGCGACGUGCUGCAAGCUGGCUGUGUUCCCGUCAUCCUUGCCGACUCCUACAUUCUGCCAUUCUCUGAAGUACUCGACUGGAAAAGGGCGUCAGUGGUUAUUCCAGAGGAGAAGCUGUCAGAGAUGUACACCAUCCUAAAGAGCAUUCCUCACAGACAAGUUGAAGAGAUGCAAAGACAGGCGCACUGGUUCUGGGAGGCCUACUUCAGCUCCAUGAAGGCUAUUGGCUUGACAACGCUCCAGAUAAUCAAUGACCGCAUCUAUCCCUAUGCUGCCCGGACUUAUGAGCAGUGGAACAAUCCCCCCGUGGUGAAGUGGUCCAGUGUAAACAGCCCUCUGUUCUUGCCACUUAUCCCACCAAGAGCACCUGGGUUCACUGCGGUGGUGCUGACCUACGAUCGCGUUGAGAGUCUUUUCCGGGUCAUCACAGAAAUCUCCAAGGUGCCUAGUCUGGCUAAGCUGCUGGUGGUGUGGAACAACCAGAACAAAAGUCCUCCUGAGGAGUCCCUUUGGCCGAAGAUCGGUGUUCCUCUCAAAGUAGUCCGAACAAAAGAGAACAAGCUGAGUAACCGCUUCUUCCCCUACGACGAGAUCGAGACAGAAGCUGUGCUCGCAAUCGAUGAUGACAUCAUCAUGCUGACAUCUGACGAACUGCAGUUUGGCUACGAGGUGUGGAGGGAGUUCCCAGACAGGCUGGUGGGCUACCCAGGCCGGCUGCACCUCUGGGACCAUGAAAUGGGGAAGUGGAAAUAUGAAUCUGAGUGGACCAACGAAGUCUCCAUGGUUCUAACUGGAGCCGCCUUCUACCACAAGUACUUCAGCUAUGUGUACACGUACAAGAUGCCUCUAGACAUCAAGAACUGGGAGUACACUCACAUGAACUGUGAAGACAUUGCCAUGAACUUCCUGGUGGCUAACAUCACGGGCAAAGCUCCCAUAAAGGUGACCCCCAGGAAGAAGUUCAAGUGCCCUGAGUGCACUGCCAUCGAUGGACUGUCCCUGGAUCAGACGCACAUGGUGGAGAGAUCGGAGUGCAUCAACAAGUUUGCAUCGGUUUUCGGUACAAUGCCUCUGAAGGUGGUGGAACACCGUGCGGACCCUGUGCUCUACAAAGACGAUUUUCCGGAGAAGCUCAAGAGCUUCCCCAACAUCGGCAGUCUGUGACCCGUCUGUGACGUUUGUACCCCGACACACACUCAACAUUAGUCACCUUCUCUCAUAUGAACACACAUUCAGACUAAAGUGAUACAUGCACUUCUCGCCUUUCAAAUAAAGUGACGUUCUCUAUAAUUUGGAAGUCAGAAGGACCGGUUACAACAAUAUGGUGAUGAAUUAGAUAAGGAUCUGAAUGUGAAAGCUACUAUCAAACAUUUAGCGAUAUUCAUGCGCACGCCGAUGUUCCAUGAACUGCUAUUGGAGGGUCAACAUGAAUUGUUGUUUGAUGGACAGACUGACUGAUGCUUUUUUGAGGCUUUUGGUUUCUCACUGUUACUUUUUUUUGGAGCUGGAAGCUUUGGGCUCAAACUGCUCUGGAAUCAGUGUAUAUAUUUGUAUUUUGCAAAAGUGCUGUAUAAUAGUCAUAAUUUAUGAUGCUUCAAUCAGAAUUUUGUAUUUCUUUUUAAAAGACGACAUGGACCUGGUUAUUUCAGCUGUCCUGUAUAAAAGUAAAAGAUGCUUAAUUUACAUGAGAUAUAUAUAUAUAUAUAUAUAUCAUACUUUGAUAACUUAUCGCUGUAGAAUCUAUUGGUUGAUUGAAUGUGAUAACAAACGAUAUGCAAACCAAGAUGAUGUACAGUAAAUGUUAAUCGCUGUUACCACAACUCGACAUGUUGAGGUUUCAUUUCAUGCUGCCCGAGCAAGCGUUUUGUUGUACAUGCAUGAAAGAAAAGCAAUGGUGCUAUUUGAACCUGCUACUCUAAUUUCAUGAGCUGAGUUCUGAGUAUAAACAUUGCAUAAGCAUGUGUGCGAUUAUUUGUCUGCCAUGCAUUUAAUGAAAUCUAUUGUAUAAAACUAGACAGUCCCCAAAUCCACACUUUCCUCCAUUUUUUUCUGUGGUACGUGUGGGUAAAUAUUUCUGUCUUUCUCACUGCUUGUCCCAAAUGAACUCCAUACCAUUGAGUAUGGAAUGCAGUCUUUAAGAUGUUAACCCUCCCAUGUUCCCUCUUUAUUUGACUUUUUUAUUAUUUUCACUUGUCACUGAAAUUGUUUUACAUUUUUUUGACUGCUUUUAUGUAAGUGUACAUAUUACUUUUUUAAUACAAAAGUAAAGACCACACUGUCAUGUCUCACAAAAUUAAUGGUCCCUUUUUUCGGCGUGCGCAAGAAGAAUUAAGACAUUUUCUUUCCUUUUCAUAACCCCCCCCCCUCGGAGCAGACCUUGCGUGACACGAACGAUGCACCGUUCCACUCCAGUCCGUCACCUGUUGUUAAUAUACGCGGCUUAAUCCACCCUGUUCAAUGUCAGAAGUUCAAAAGGGCGCGGUUUGUAUUUUUGUCAACUUCAAUUAGUGUGAUGCUGUUGCGGGCUGUACGAUCUCAUUUCAGCACUCGCGUCUCUUCAAAGGGAUAAAAAAUGUGUGGGUAUUUUAGAAUGUGACUAAAGGGUGACACAAUAUUUUGGCAAGGUGCUGCAGAUUCAUGUUUUUUUUUUUUUUUUGUAACUUCAGCAGACAACGUAUUCACAAGUUGUGGCCAACCGCUGUCUCAGGCUGAUGACUUGAAAGGCUUUUUUUUUCCAUUUGGGUGACUUUAGCGAUCUGCUAAAAGGAAAAUAGUUGUCUUGAUUUUUCACUGUUAACGGCCAGUGGUAACCACGGUUACCUUCCAUCUUCUCUUUACCAUUCCGUCAGAAUUUAUUUGCAAGGCAACGGCUCGGGUCCAUGUUUACUUCCUGUCUGCUUGUGUUAUUCACCGCAAAACAAGAAAUAAACCGGGACCAGAGUUUGGAGUGUUCAAGUUUA
Gasterosteus aculeatus aculeatus (three-spined stickleback) is the source of this 4163-nucleotide messenger RNA. RefSeq names its product exostosin glycosyltransferase 2 (gene ext2). Gene Ontology annotation, molecular function: glycosyltransferase activity. The record is from RefSeq and is a predicted model, not a curated record. Lineage: Eukaryota; Metazoa; Chordata; Actinopteri; Perciformes; Gasterosteidae. Gene Ontology annotation, cellular component: membrane.